AACCAAAGCAUAGCCAUUCAUUUCCAGAAGGCCAGUCUCCACCACACAGCUCAUAUCCCUUGUCCUUGUGUGCCCUCAGGUGCACCACCUUAUUAUAUGCCAGCUGCUGCACCACUUCUCAAGUCUCAACGACUGUGUCAUCAAAGAGAGGGUAGCACCUGAUCUCAUCUUUCACCUUCAGAACCAGAGCAAUGGCAUCUGCUACUCUCCUCAAGUCAUCUUUCCUUCCCAAGAAGGCUGAAUGGGGUGCCAUGCGCCAGGCUGCCACUCCCAAGCCGGUGACUGUCUCCAUGGUUGUCCGUGCUAGCGCCUAUGCUGAUGAGCUUGUCCAAACCGCGAAAACCAUCGCGUCACCAGGAAGGGGUAUCCUUGCCAUGGAUGAGUCGAACGCUACCUGCGGCAAGAGGCUUGACUCCAUUGGCCUUGAGAACACUGAGGCCAACCGCCAGGCUUACAGGACCCUCCUUGUCAGUGCCCCAGGCCUAGGACAGUACAUCUCUGGUGCUAUCCUCUUCGAGGAGACCCUCUACCAGUCAACUGUUGAUGGAAAGAAGAUUGUUGACGUCCUUAAUGAGCAGGGAAUCGUGCCUGGUAUCAAGGUCGACAAGGGUCUUGUGCCACUUGCUGGCUCCAACAACGAGUCGUGGUGCCAAGGUCUUGAUGGCCUUGCUUCACGUGAAGCAGCCUACUACCAGGCUGGUGCCCGCUUCGCCAAGUGGCGCACUGUUGUCAGCAUCCCCAACGGUCCAUCUGAACUUGCCGUGAAGGAAGCUGCCUGGGGCCUUGCCCGCUAUGCCGCCAUUUCACAGGAAAAUGGUCUGGUGCCAAUUGUGGAGCCCGAAAUCCUUCUUGAUGGUGAGCAUGGCAUCGAGAGGACCUUCGAGGUCGCACAGAAGGUGUGGGCAGAGACCUUCUACUACAUGGCUGAGAACAAUGUGAUGUUUGAGGGCAUCUUGCUCAAGCCCAGCAUGGUUACCCCUGGUGCUGAGUGCGAGGAGAAGGCCACUCCUGAGCAAGUAGCCGAGUACACCCUCAAGCUCCUCCACAGAAGGAUCCCUCCUGCCGUUCCCGGCAUCAUGUUCCUGUCUGGUGGGCAGUCUGAGGUUGAGGCGACCCAGAACCUGAACGCCAUGAACCAGAGCCCCAACCCGUGGCAUGUGUCAUUCUCCUACGCUAGGGCGCUGCAGAACACCUGCCUCAAGACAUGGGGAGGCAGGCCUGAGAACGUGAAGGCAGCACAGGACGCGCUGCUGCUGCGCGCCAAGGCCAAUUCCCUGGCACAGCUCGGCAAGUACACCGGCGAUGGUGAGGCCGCUGCCGCCAAGGAGGGCAUGUUCGUCAAGAACUACAGCUACUAAGACGAUGAUACCACUGCUGCUAGUACGUUCCUCGGGGGCACUGUAGGCAGUCUGCCAUUACAGGUUCAGCUGGAAAAGUACACUGCAAUUUCACUACUACCUUGAGGCCUGAUUACAUUUCAUUUGGAGGAAUUGGAAUCUACUUAGUGGACUAGGCUAUUUGGCUUGGAAUUUGACAUUCCACAACUUUCAAAGUUGACAUAUAAGCCUAUCUCAAAUUCAUAGGGUCGAAGAUAUAAAUUGAUUCUAUAUAGAUCACAGAAACUUGUAGCAUGCUCUUCGGCUCGCUCCCCUACUAUAGAAUGCAGCACAUAGGUAUCUGUAUCUCCCCCCUAUGGCCAACGGUCGUAUACAAUAGGGAAAUCACUUUCGUGGCACUUUGUUUCUUUCGCUGUGUCUUGUAAACAUUUUGUCACUAUUCAGUUUUCGUUAUUGAGUAGUGAAAUCACUUUCAUGGCACUUUGUUUCUUUCGCUGUCAUGGAGAUCAAUUGGUGCCAUGUGUGGCCAAUUUGCUCUUGUAAACAUUUUGUCACUGUUCAGCUCUUGUUAGUCAAUAGUGAAAUGAGUUUCAUAGCA
Molecule: messenger RNA, 1935 nt
Organism: Sorghum bicolor (sorghum)
Lineage: Eukaryota; Viridiplantae; Streptophyta; Magnoliopsida; Poales; Poaceae
Product: fructose-bisphosphate aldolase, chloroplastic
Exons: 6
Coding region: 192-1358 (388 amino acids)
Biological process (GO): glycolytic process; fructose 1,6-bisphosphate metabolic process
Cellular component (GO): cytosol
Molecular function (GO): fructose-bisphosphate aldolase activity
Source: RefSeq, a predicted model, not a curated record